This is a messenger RNA of Mus pahari (shrew mouse), 806 nucleotides long. RefSeq names its product intraflagellar transport 43 (gene Ift43). Lineage: Eukaryota; Metazoa; Chordata; Mammalia; Rodentia; Muridae. Bases 21 to 644 code for a protein of 207 amino acids. Gene Ontology annotation, cellular component: intraciliary transport particle A; cilium. The transcript is spliced from 9 exons. The record is from RefSeq and is a predicted model, not a curated record. Gene Ontology annotation, biological process: intraciliary retrograde transport.
UGACAUCAGCGGCCGCGGCGAUGGACGAUUUACUGGACCUGGGCGAGGAGAGACGUCGCAGCUCGGCCACCUCCGGGGCCAAGAUGGGACGCCGGGCUCAUCAGGAGUCAACUCAGGCUGAGAAUUACUUCAACAGCAAGAAUUCUUCACUGACUCAGACUGGAGAGGCUCCCCCACCGAAACCACCUCGAAGGCAGGGAGGCUGGGCAGAUGACUCCAUGAAGACGGCAAAAUUGGGAAAGAAAGCUUCUGAAGAGAUGGAAGAUCGCCGCCUCCGACAGCAGAGCCAGAUGGGGUCAGACGAAGGAGAAGACAUUCCUGUGAUCCCAGACCUGGAAGAUGUGCAGGAGGAAGACUUUGUGCUACAGGUGGCGUCCCCUCCGAGCAUCCAGGUAAACCGAGUGAUGACCUACCGUGAUCUGGACAAUGACCUCAUGAAGUACUCGGCCUUUCAGACUUUGGAUGGAGAAAUUGACCUGAAACUCCUCACCAAAGUACUGGCCCCAGAGCAUGAAGUGCGAGAGGAUGAUGUAGGCUGGGACUGGGACCAUCUGUACACUGAGGUGUCCUCAGAGCUCCUCACUGAGUGGGACCUGCUGCGGGCAGAGAAGGAGGAUCCUGUGGGACCAUCUAGGCACAUCUGACCCAGGAACGUCACUGUGCAUUUGUUCAAAUGCAAGAAGUCUCAAACCAAGAGAGCUUGCGAGCAGCUUACAGUUUUUAUAUGGAGUAUUUUGUAAUGGAAUAUUUAUUUUCAGUAGGACACAUUGGAGCAUUCUAAUUCAAUAAACGACUUUAUUCUGUGA